AGCCUGCCGAGCUGCGAAAAAAGACCACUCCUCGCCGACAUCAGGGGACUCACACGUCGUGCGAUAUGGGCAGAAAGGGACAGGCAGCUGCUGCCGCUACGCCGGUUGCUCAGGCACCACAGGGACCAGCAAUCGGUGGACCUUCCUGGUAUACGGACGCUGCGACCUACUGGGGUACGGUUAAUUCCGAUGUGCAAGGAAUGCUUGGUGGAUUCGGACAUCUCACCGAGAUUGACUGCAAGUCGUCGAUAGAGUUCAUAGACGAGUUUGUAAACGGGAAGCAGAACGGCAGUGAGAACGUGGAAGUUCCGCCACGGAUUGGCAAGGGCUUAGCUUGCGACUGUGGAGCAGGUAUUGGUCGAGUUUCGAAGCACUUCCUAUUGAAGGUCUUUGAGCGGGUGGACAUGGUGGAACAAACACCCAAGUUUCUGAAAGAAGCGGAGGACUCGUAUAUGGGCCAAGACCUGGUGGGCAGGGUAGAUAGAUUCAUCCCGAAAGGGUUGCAGGACUUCACGCCGGAUGAAGGUCGAUAUGACCUGAUAUGGACACAAUGGGUGCUUGGCCAUUUAACGGAUGAGGACUUUGUUGCAUUUUUUCAAAAAUGCAAACGAGGUUUGAAGCCAAAUGGCCUAAUCGGCGUAAAGGAGAACGUGACCAGGCAUGGUGUCCUCGUCGACGCAGAAGACAGUAGCGUUACCAGGUCGGACGCAAUCUUGAAGGAGUUAUUCACCAAAGCAGGACUGAAGGUUAUUAAGGAAGACGUACAGAAGGGGUUCCCACCCCAACUAUUCGGCGUAAACAUGUUAGUUUCGAUGUUCCCCUACUCGGGUUUGCCACUGCUACUCGCCAGGCAUCAUUGA
This is a messenger RNA of Fimicolochytrium jonesii, 860 nucleotides long. RefSeq names its product alpha-N-methyltransferase NTM1. Gene Ontology annotation, biological process: N-terminal protein amino acid methylation. The record is from RefSeq and is a predicted model, not a curated record. Gene Ontology annotation, cellular component: cytoplasm. Bases 66 to 860 code for a protein of 264 amino acids. Lineage: Eukaryota; Fungi; Chytridiomycota; Chytridiomycetes; Spizellomycetales; Powellomycetaceae. Gene Ontology annotation, molecular function: N-terminal protein N-methyltransferase activity. The transcript is spliced from 8 exons.